CGCUCGGAUUUUGGGUCUCACCCCCGCGCGGCUUGUAAACUGAUCGCUGAUAUAAGGAUUGUGGGGUUUGGCCUCUGUGAUAAAAUCAUACAGCACUUCUCCUGACCUAUACAUACAACUUGAUUUCAUGAGAUUAUUCUGUGCAAAAUUGUGUUUCAACACACGAAGCUUCUCGACAUCUUCAAUAAAAAUGGCUACCAAAAACGUUCUCAUUCUCGGAUCAGGUCCACGAAUCGGUGAAGCUGUCUCUGAGAAGUUCGCGGCAGAAGGAUACAAAGUCGCCAUUGUCUCGAGAAAAGGUACAAACUCAGUCAAUGAGAAGGGAUAUCUUUCUCUCUCGGCCGAUUUUGCCAACACCGACCCCAGCAUCUUGGCUUCUAUCUUCGACAAAGUCAAGAGCGAAUUCUCAGCGGCUCCUAGCGUAGUCAUAUACAACGCCGGUUCCAUCACUCCUCCACCUGAUGCAGAAUCAGCCUUGUCCAUCCCAAGUUUCCCAACCACUUUGGUUUCAGCUCAUAAAGUCCCCCAAUAUCUCAAUGUGCUUCGAAAGCCAGUGUUUUACGCCCAAUCCCCCUCAGAAACCUUUCUUAUUCAGAAAAAUGCUAACUUUGUUGUUCCGCAGGCUCGCGUUACUAACGAUUUGAACGUCAAUGUUGUCACUCCGUUCAUUGCCGCACAAGAAGCUAUCAAAGGCUGGGAAACUCUACCCGCAGAGAGCAAGAAGGUAUUCAUCUACACAGGUAACAUCUGUAAUGUCGCUGUAUUGCCAGUGCCAUUGUUGUUGAACGGUGGUAUGGGAAAGGCAGCUACUGCCUACUGGCUUGGUGUUGCUGACGGAGCAUAUACAGCCAAGGGUUACCGAUUCAUUUACGCAGACCAGCGCCAAGCCGACGGAAAGAUCGCAGGGCAGGCGGUCAACGGUCCCGCGCAUGCCGAUUUCUAUUCGCAAUUGGCAGCGAGUGGCGCCGAGAAAGUUCCAUGGCAUGCUACAUUUGUGAAGGACCAAGGUUAUACCAAAUUUUAGAUAUCGAUUGGCUUCUUAGCUAGCGCAUGUAAAAUGGCCAAAUAAAAAAUAA
Messenger RNA from Botrytis sinoallii, 1076 nucleotides. RefSeq lists its product as uncharacterized. The record is from RefSeq and is a predicted model, not a curated record. The transcript has 3 exons. The coding region runs from base 128 to 1024 and encodes 298 amino acids. Lineage: Eukaryota; Fungi; Ascomycota; Leotiomycetes; Helotiales; Sclerotiniaceae.